This is a messenger RNA of Heteronotia binoei (common prickly gecko), 1357 nucleotides long. RefSeq names its product zinc finger protein 135-like. The transcript has a single exon. The record is from RefSeq and is a predicted model, not a curated record. Bases 175 to 1287 code for a protein of 370 amino acids. Gene Ontology annotation, biological process: regulation of transcription by RNA polymerase II. Gene Ontology annotation, molecular function: DNA-binding transcription factor activity; RNA polymerase II cis-regulatory region sequence-specific DNA binding. NCBI's taxonomy places the organism in Eukaryota, Metazoa, Chordata, Lepidosauria, Squamata, Gekkonidae.
GAGGAAGAACAGAAGGGGAUAAAAGCAGAAGCUAGUCGGACAUUAGUUUCUUAUGAUGGACCCAAAUUUAAUGGAAUUCAAACUCAAGAAAAAAGUCACAAAAUAAGUGAAAGCAAUGAGUUUCUGCCAUUUACAAAGGUCUUCGUUACUGAGACAUCCCUUAGACCACAUGAGAUGAUACUCAAUGAGAAGAAAUGCUUAGUGUGUGGAAAAAACUUCAGUCAUGUUAAAAACCUUAUUUCCCACAAAAGAAUUCACAUGGAGGAGAAAUCAUAUCAGUGCUCAGAGUGUGGAAAGACCUUCAGGCAGAAUGUUCAUUUGAUUCAACAUCAAAGAAUCCACACGGGCGAGAAACCAUAUCAAUGCUCAGCAUGUGGGAAGAGGUUUAGUCACAGCUCAGGACUUGCUUACCAUCAAAGAAUCCACACAGGGGAGAAACCCUAUAAAUGUUCAGAGUGUGGAAGGAGUUACAGUGACAGCUCAAGCCUCACUUCUCAUCAAAGAAGCCAUACAGGGGAGAAACCAUAUAAAUGCUUGGCGUGUGGACAAAGUUUCAGCGUGAGGUCAAGCCUUACAACCCAUCAGAGAAUCCACACAGGGGAAAAGCCAUAUCAGUGCUCAGAGUGUGGGAAAUGUUUCAGUCAGAAUUCAAAUCUUAACUCUCAUCAAAAAAUCCAUACAAAAGAGAAACCUUAUAAGUGCUUGGAGUGUGGUAAGAACUUCAGUCAGAGUUCUGGCCUUACUUCUCAUCAAAGAAUCCACACAGGGGAGAAACCAUAUCAGUGUUCUGAUUGUGGGAAGUGCUUUAAUAUCAGCUCAAGUCUUACUUGCCAUAAAAGAAUACACACAGGGGAGAAACCGUAUCAAUGCUCAGAUUGCGGGAAGAGCUUCAGGCGGAAUCUCCACCUUAUUCAACAUCAGAGAAUCCACACAGGAGAGAAACCAUAUCUGUGUUCUGACUGUGGGAAGAGCUUCAGUAUCAGCUCAAGCCUUACAUCUCAUCAACGAAUCCACACAGGAGAGAAGCCGUAUACAUGCUCUGAAUGUGGGAAGAGCUUCUGUUCCAGGUCAAUUCUUACUUCUCAUCAAAGAAUCCACACAGGAGACAAACCGUAUCUGUGCUCGGAAUGUGGAAAGGGCUUCAUCCAGAGCGCAAGCCUUAUUUCUCAUCAGAGAAUUCACACAGGGGAGAAACCUUAUAGAUGCUUGGCAUGUGGGAAAAGCUUCAGUCACAGCUCAAGCCUUAUUUCCCAUCAAAGAAUUCAUACUGGGGAGAAACCAGAAUAACGAACGCUCUAUGGCUAAAGUCUUGUGUAAAAUCACAGCUGAGUUACAGAACUGAAAAACGCUCUGUCUU